This is a messenger RNA of Tinamus guttatus (white-throated tinamou), 2595 nucleotides long. The record is from RefSeq and is a predicted model, not a curated record. NCBI's taxonomy places the organism in Eukaryota, Metazoa, Chordata, Aves, Tinamiformes, Tinamidae.
AUGCGAUUAGGGGAGAAUCUGUUCCCCAGCUCAGGAUGGGGAAAAAGUUACGAGGUGCAAGGUCUGGUAGGUAACAUAUAUUUCUUUCUCUCAGAACCAACGCAGAUAUAUAGAUUUCUACGUACCCGGAAUCUCAUAGCACCAAUAUUUUUGCACAGAACUCUCACUUACAUGUCCCAUAGAAACUCCCGAACAAAUAUCAAAAGGAAAACAUUCAAAGUAGAUGACAUGUUAUCAAAAGUAGAGAAAAUGAAGGGAGAACAAGAAUCUCACAGCUUGUCUGCUCAUUUGCAACUCACGUUUACUGGUUUCUUCCAUAAAAAUGAUAAGCCAUCACAAAACUCAGAGAAUGAACAAAAUUCAGUAACCCUGGAAGUACUGCUUGUGAAAGUUUGCCACAAGAAGCGCAAGGAUGUCAGUUGUCCGAUAAGACAGGUUCCUACAGGUAAAAAGCAGGUGCCUUUAAACCCAGACCUCAGCCAAAUAAAACCAGGCAACUUUCCAUCGCUUGCAGUUUCCAGCAAUGAGUUUGAACCAAGCAACAGCCAUAUGGUGAAGUCUUACUCGUUAUUAUUCAGAGUAACUCGCCCAGGAAGAAGAGAGUUUAAUGGACUGAUCAAUGGUGAAGCCAAUGAAAACAUUGAUGUCAAUGAGGAACUUCCAGCUAGAAGAAAAAGAAACUCUUCAAAUCGUGAAGAUGGGGAGAAGACAUUUGUAGCACAAAUGACUGUGUUUGAUAAAAACAGACGCUUGCAGCUUCUAGAUGGGGAAUAUGAAGUGGCCAUGCAGGAAAUGGAAGAGUGUCCCAUUAGCAAGAAAAGAGCAACAUGGGAAACUAUACUUGAUGGAAAGAGGUUGCCUCCAUUUGAAACAUUUUCUCAGGGACCUACACUUCAGUUUACUCUUCGCUGGACAGGAGACACAAAUGAUAAAUCUACGGCUCCUAUAGCUAAGCCUCUAGCAACAAGAAAUUCUGAAAGCCUCCCUCAAGAAAAUAAGCCCAAUUCUGUUAAACCUACUCAGACUAUAGCUGUGAAAGAAUCCUUGCCAACAGAUCUUCAAACAAGGAGAGAGAGAGAUGUUUUAAAUGAACCGCGACAAAAAUUACGAAUAUUUUACCAGUUUCUUUAUAACAAUAAUACAAGACAACAGACUGAAGCCCGAGAUGAUCUGCACUGCCCAUGGUGCACACUGAACUGUCGUAAACUGUAUAGUUUACUCAAACAUCUGAAACUCUGUCACAGCAGGUUUAUCUUUAAUUAUGUUUAUCAUCCAAAAGGUGCUAGGAUAGAUGUAUCUAUCAAUGAGUGUUAUGAUGGCUCCUAUGCAGGAAAUCCUCAGGAUAUUCAUCGCCAACCUGGAUUUGCCUUCAGUCGCAAUGGACCAGUCAAAAGAACCCCUAUCACACACAUACUUGUAUGCAGGCCAAAACGUACGAAAGCAAGUAUGUCAGAAUUUCUUGAAUCUGAAGAUGGAGAAGUGGAACAGCAAAGGACAUACAGCAGUGGACACAAUCGGUUAUAUUUUCACAGUGACACGUGUUUACCUCUCCGUCCACAAGAAAUGGAAGUAGAUAGUGAGGAUGAGAAAGACCCCGAAUGGCUACGGGAGAAGACCAUUACUCAAAUUGAAGAAUUUUCUGAUGUUAACGAAGGAGAGAAAGAAGUGAUGAAAUUAUGGAAUCUUCAUGUUAUGAAGCACGGGUUUAUUGCUGACAAUCAAAUGAAUCAUGCCUGUAUGCUGUUUGUUGAAAAUUAUGGACAGAAAAUAAUUAAGAAGAACUUAUGUCGAAACUUUAUGCUACAUCUGGUCAGCAUGCAUGACUUUAACCUCAUCAGCAUAAUGUCGAUAGACAAAGCUGUGGCCAGGCUUCGGGAGAUGCAGCAGAAGUUAGAAAAGGGAGAAUCUGCUUCCCCAGUAGAUGAGGAAUCUUCUGAAGAACAAAGUGGGACGACAAAUGGAUUCAGUGAAAAUAAUAUGAGAGAGAGAAUUUCGGAAAUGGAUAGCAUCUCAGGUGUCACAAAACAGAGCAAGAAGCAGAAACUCUGAAGUCAAAACUGAAACGCCAUUCAACGGACAAACAUUGAAGUGACAUUCUAGGGUACAUGAGCUCUAUAAAGAAUUACACACAAUGCAGAGAUUCCAAACAGGCACUGCUGGAUGGAAAUAAAUGAUUUCAGCAAGGAUAUUGUUUUAACAGGGUUUCUAUUCAGUUAAUUAUGCAAGUACUACAUGUAUAUCGGUUUUGGUGAUGUAAUGACAAUAUUCUAAGAGUUUGAGCAUGAAGAGCAAUAUGAAAGUCUUUUUGUAAUUUUAGUAAUUAGUGUCUUAAGAACUUUAUGGAAUUUUCAUAAUUUAAGUAUAUGUAAAACAAUUUUUAUAUUAAGAUUUUUGCAUCUGUAUCUGGCUGUUUUUUCCUACCAUGAAGUUGUGGAAUAUUGGGGAAAAGGGGGUUGGGAUACAGUUUAUGCUUUUCUUAUUUAGAAAUUCUCCAGUUAGCUUUUUGUGAAAAUAACGUCUCACUAUUUAAAGUUUAACCUCGAUCCUUGUAUUUGAAAUCAUUUAUUAAUUUGAUCAUAAAUUACAAAUUAAAUC